AAAUAGACUAGUAUUAUUGAUGAUUCUUGAACUUGGACAAGGAAAGAUGCAAUGAUAGUAGUAGCACUAAAAAGGUGAUUUAGUUAUAACCUUUCGACUUUAAGCGGAAGAACCUUUAAACUGUGCUUGUUUUGGUUGUGCGGCAUGGCAGCACCCUUGUUGUGCCUGUUCAUUCAAUGAAGCCAAAGGGACACAACCCACCUAAUGGGGUGACGCUGCUUCUGGAUUUUGAUCACAUGGUUAGGUCCUGAGGCUUCUGCUCUUGCCUUUAAGAAAUUUCAGAGAGAUUCCUGCUUGAUUCAUGGUGAAAGUAUACAGUAUAAAAUACAACUAAAUAUCAAACUCUAAGCUCUUAUGAUCUUAUCCUUUCCAAGUUUUACUAUUAAUUAAAUUUGAUAUUUAGUUGCCGACCAUACGAUGUUCUCCUCGAUUCUGUCGUCCGUCUUACUUUAGCUUAUAUGGACCUAUAAUAGCCAUCCUUUUGAUAUUACGUUUUUGUUUUAUGGUAACUUAUAGCUGUUUUGGAGAAGGAAAAAAACAAAGAAUAUAAAUGCAAAUACAUUGCAAUACCAAUAAGCUACGCCUUGACUUAAAGGGAAUCAAUUGAUUUAAAGGCCGCACUUAUUGAAUUAUCUCCCAUAAUUUUGAUAUAAAUUGGUUGCAAGAGACUGAACCAAACAAGUAAAGAGAGCAAGGAAGAGAAAAAGAGAUGGAGAAGAAAGAAGGUCAUUUUGUGCUAGUUCAUGGAGCCUGCCAUGGAGCUUGGUGUUGGUAUAAAGUGAUAACUCAGCUCAAAUCAAUGGGCCACAAGGUUACAGCAAUGGACUUGGCUGGUGCUGGUAUUCAUCCAAAGGAAGUUCAGGAGGCUCAGUCGUUUCCUGAUUACUUUGAACCAUUGAUGAACUUCAUGGCGUCUGCUCAGCCGGAGGAGAAGGUGAUUCUAGUGGGUCACAGUCUAGGUGGGUAUUCCAUAUCGGCUGCCAUGGAAAGAUUUCCUGAAAAAGUUGCUGUUGCAGUAUUUGCCACUGCUUUCAUGCCCGGUCCAAAUCUCCCUUACCUAACUAUUUCUCAACAGCUCAAUGAAAGGUUGAGUCCUGACAAGACCAUGGACAUCCAGUUUCUGUUCCAGAAUGGACUAGAUAAGCCUCCAACUUCAGCACUCUUCGGACAUAAUUUCUUGGCAUCCAAGUUGUACCAGUUAUCCCCACCUGAGGAUUUAACGCUUGCACUGACUUUAAUCAGACAUGUUGGUGUCUUUAAUGACGAAGAAUCAAUCAAGGCUGUUGCAGUGACCAAGGAGAAAUAUGGAACAGUUCCUCGAGUUUACGUUGUGUGCGGCAAAGAUAAUGUCAUCAAAGAAGACUUCCAACGGUGGAUGAUUGAAAAUAAUCCUUCAGAUGAGGUAAAGUCGAUUUCAGAUUCGGAUCAUAUGGUCAUGUUUUCGAAACCCAACCAACUGUGCACUUGCCUUGAAGAAAUUGCAGAGAAAUAUACUUGAGAGUGCCAUUGACGACUUUGCUCACUACUACGAAUCAAGUUUACUGUUGGUCCUCUUGAUUGAAACAGUUUAAAUAAAAUGAAUAAAUGUCAAAACUUCAGUCUCGGUUCAAUAAGUGAAGAGGUGUGUGGUCCUCAGUCCUACACUAGUUCUUAAUCUUCAUUGGUUUUUAGUCCUACGUUGUGUCUUCACUCUGGAUGUAGGCCCCUCAAUUACUGAGAGGGAUUAACAUUUUCCUAAGCUCUCUCUUUGUUGGAUAAUUGGACAUUCGGCAUUGCAGUAUAUCAUAUUUAUGCAAAUGAUCUCAACUCUUUUUUUUUUUUUCAUUCAACUUGGAAUAUUAUCUUUUAAAAAUAGAAUUCUUUUUUUUCACAUCCUACCAUCACAAUCACAUCAUCAUGAAGGAGAUUGUCUUUUACGUUGUUCUAUCGACUCUUCACUAUUGGUUUGAACAGAAAUGAGAUGUAGAAACUAUGCCAUUAUCUUUAA
Messenger RNA from Gossypium arboreum, 1987 nucleotides. RefSeq names its product methyl jasmonate esterase 1-like. The record is from RefSeq and is a predicted model, not a curated record. NCBI's taxonomy places the organism in Eukaryota, Viridiplantae, Streptophyta, Magnoliopsida, Malvales, Malvaceae. Gene Ontology annotation, molecular function: methyl jasmonate esterase activity; methyl salicylate esterase activity; methyl indole-3-acetate esterase activity. Gene Ontology annotation, biological process: jasmonic acid metabolic process; salicylic acid metabolic process.